Molecule: messenger RNA, 1565 nt
Organism: Nasonia vitripennis (jewel wasp)
Lineage: Eukaryota; Metazoa; Arthropoda; Insecta; Hymenoptera; Pteromalidae
Product: protein roadkill-like
Exons: 2
Coding region: 309-1343 (344 amino acids)
Biological process (GO): regulation of proteolysis; proteasome-mediated ubiquitin-dependent protein catabolic process
Cellular component (GO): cytoplasm; nucleus
Molecular function (GO): ubiquitin protein ligase binding
Source: RefSeq, a predicted model, not a curated record
AGGCACACGUUCAAGCAUCAGUCAUUUUGGCCCGAGUUUAUCGUGCAACCAACGGAUCCAUUUAGCAGUGCUUCUAUACCAAGUCUAUGUUCAUUGCUGGAACUCCAGUCCUCAGGUAACACAUCAGUCGGUCAGUCGACGGCCUCGGUGAACAAAGUCAAAAUCGUCUUGUUCGUUAUUAUAUCUCGUAUCGAAAAGAAUCUAUACUAGAUCGCGAUCGCGCAUCGUGAUUCUUUUGAUUUCAGCAGCCCAUAACUUUUGUAUACAGCUGUACCGCCAGUCGAUUAAUCAAGGAAUAUACCGUCACGAUGCCUAGAGUUAUUGCCAUUGGAGACGUUAAUGUAUUAACAUCCUGCACAUGCGUUGCGACAUAUCAGUGGGAAAUAAAAAACGUUUGGCUUUGUUGCACUGAACCUGGAACCGCCUUGGUUUCUCCGGAGUUUUUAGCGUCACACGAUAGUAAUCCUGUCAUUCGGUGCCAGUUUCUAUUAUACCCAAAAGGCAGGACAAACGAGUUCAACGACUAUUUCUCAGUUUUUGUGAACAUCAUUUCAAAAAGUACUGCUAUAAAAGAAGUUUCAUUAUCGAUUUUCAAUGAUGAGUGUGAAGUAGUAACACGAUUAUUUCAAGAACCUGUGGAGAAGGAUAUGGGAUUAUGGGGUGCAGAGAACUUUGCUAAUCGAUUCGUAAUGAAGUUCAGGGCGAAGAAUGUGCAAAAGCGUAGCAAUAAUUUUAAGAUUUUUGUCAAAAUCUUCACAGUGAAAACUACAGGCUACAAGGGCGUUAUGCAGUCGCGUAGAGUUAUGGGACAUAAUAUAAACGACGAUUUUGAAAAAUUCGUCAACAACAACGCGUUCAGUGACAUUGUGCUGACGGUUGGAAGAAAAUCGUUUGCAGCCCACAAGAUUAUCCUCUGCAGAAAGAGCCCCGCUUUCGCUAAAAUUUUCAUGAGCCAGAUGAGAGCGAAGCAAGAGGUUAAAAAGUUAAGAAUCCCCAAUAUCAAGUACGACGUUUGCUUGGAAAUGCUGCGCUACAUAUACACCGAUAAAGUGUACGGCAUCGACAACAUCGCUAAUGAUCUUUUAAUGGCGGCUGAGAGAUACGCUCUUCCCGGCCUUAAAAGUAUGUGCGAGAAGAGUAUGAUCAAGAGCUUGAACUUUGACAACAUCAUAGAGAGGCUUCAACUCGCAUUUUGGUGUAAAGCCGAUAUUCUGAAAUAUGCAACGAUUGGAUUCGUUAUCGAACACUCGAUUCGUAUUGUCGGCAAGCAGGAAUUCAAAUUGUUGCCUGAUGAUAUUUUAGACGAACUUUCUAUGGCCGUUAAUAAUUCGUUAGCAUACUGAGUAUUUAACAGGCUGUACAUAGAUUUUAAUUAUGUCGCGUCGCAGGCCGAAGUGCAUCUAUAUUGUUGAAUGUUUAAAACUUGAGUGGAUUUAAAAUGUAACAACAUUUUUUUUUUGUAUUUGUAUAAAAAAAACAUCGAUUUUAAUUAGAUAGCGAGAAUUAUGAAAACUGCUUUUACGAUUUAUGUAUUGUUUAUUGAAAUGAAGAAAAUAUAUUUUUAA